Messenger RNA from Synchiropus splendidus (mandarinfish), 5006 nucleotides. RefSeq names its product transmembrane and coiled-coil domain family 1b (gene tmcc1b). Gene Ontology annotation, cellular component: endomembrane system. The coding region runs from base 585 to 2543 and encodes 652 amino acids. The record is from RefSeq and is a predicted model, not a curated record. The transcript has 8 exons. NCBI's taxonomy places the organism in Eukaryota, Metazoa, Chordata, Actinopteri, Syngnathiformes, Callionymidae.
UCACUGACUGAAACGGCACGUCGUGAUGCGUAUUCAGCGAGACGAUUGAGAAAGCGAUGCGCAUUUGUUUUUCGUCUCACCUGGGUGAAUCAUUUGAAGCCGGAGUCGCUGCCACUCAGCUGUUCUGGCGUGGAGCACGCUAUGUGACGUCAUCGUGGGAGUGUUUCACCAUCGGGGGAAAUGAACGGUCAUCAACACAAUCCUCUCAGCGUCCAUCAUGUGAUUUUUUUAAACCUCAUUGGAAGAAGCUGACUACAGAUUUUCUGCAGUUGAACCACUUCUACAUGAUACAUAGUGGAGGAAGUGCGAAACACCUCUUGGGUUAUUGGACUGUGUGUCUGGACUACACACCACUGCUGAUGACCACUUCUGAGGCAUUUCUGGGUUGAGAGUGAGGAGCGGAGUUUGGGCUGAUGACAAGCAUGACUAUGAGCCCAGCCACAGAUGCAUGCCCACUCUAAAGGCUCCACAGAACGUCAUCCCCUCCGCCUGCCGGCUUGCAACCAACCUCUCGGGGUGGGGGGGUGUCUACGCCCAGUAGCGCACCCCCAAGUAGAACCUGAGUGUGACACUGGGGGUCUCUGAUGGAGCAGGGCAGUAGUGAACCCAGUCCUGAUGAGCCGGAUUCGGGUGGCCGGGCCGAGCCUGAGGGCGGCAGGAGGGCGUCAGAGUCGGAACACGGCUUGUCCAAAAUCACCCACAAUGCUCUGGAGAACAUGGGAGCGUUGGGCCACGGCCUGAAGCACUUCUUCCAGCCUCAGCGCCGACGCUCCUCGGUCUCCCCACAUGACGCCGCCUCUUCCAGCACAGGCACCCCUUCCUCUGAACUCACAGACGCAGGCUCAGAAGGAGGGGACCCCUCUGUGUCCUCCGCUGUCCCUCUGGAUUCUGACAACCCUGCUGCUUCCGCCCCUCCCGCAGCUCUGAGCCGUGUUCUGCAGCAGAUCAGAGGGGCGCCACCCAUGAUGAAGAGAGGCACCAGCCUGCAGAGCCGCCGAAGCAAAACCGGAGGGACGGGCGACCCUCCGCAGAAAGGCAGCCCUCAAAUCCACAGGCGCAGCACACAUGAGGCGCUGCUGCAGGCUGGGCGCCCUCGCUCCUCCUCUACCACCGACACCCCCAGCAGCCCAGCGCUCGCUGACAUGCUGCUGACGUCGGGCUACCACUCCACUGAGGAGCCUGACAAGCUGGAUCGGUACGAUGGAUCAGCCCCCGCCGUGUCACCCAACGCCCUUUCGUACGGCGCCGACGGCUACGACGUAGUCGACAGCACGCCAGACCCUCAGAGGACGAAGCAGGCCAUCGCUCAGCUGCAGCAGAAGAUCCUCAAACUCACGGAGCAGAUCAAGAUCGAACAAACGGCCCGAGACGACAACGUGGCUGAGUAUCUCAAGUUGGCCAACAAUGCUGACAAACAGCAGAGCGCUCGCAUCAAACAGGUGUUUGAGAAGAAGAACCAAAAGUCGGCGCAGACUAUUCAGCAACUGCAGAGGAAGCUGGAGCACUACCACAGGAAGCUGCGUGAGGUGGAACACAAUGGCAUCCCCCGUCAGCCCAAAGACGUGCUCAGAGACAUGCACCAGGGGCUGAAAGAUGUUGGUGCCAAGGUGACCGGCGGCCUGUCGAGCAUUUCUCAAGCCACACACUCCGCAGCAGGAGCUGUGGUGUCCAAACCCAGAGAAAUCGCCUCCCUCUUCAGAAACAAGUUUGGGAGCGCAGACAACAUCGCCGUCCUCAAAGACCCUUCGGAGGACAUCCCGGGGGACGAUGGCGUCAGUGCUGGAGGCAGCAGGCCCCUCGGGCCGGGGCAGCUGCAGUCCAGCCCCAAAUAUGGCAGCGAGGAAGAUUGUUCGAGUAAUACGUCUGGCUCUGCGGGGGCCAACAGCACCACCGGGGCGCCCGGAGGUCCACCCAGCUCGCGGGGGAACACGCUGGAUCCUGCCCAGUUGUCCGGCUUCGACGCUUUUUUCCAAGAGAUCCAAGAGGUGAGGGACAACCAAAGCCGCCUGGAGGACUCCUUCGAGAGCCUGAAAACUCAUUACCAGACGGACCACACGCUGAUCCACGAGGCUCUGCAGGAGGAGAGAUACAGGUGCGAGCGACUGGAGGAGCAACUCAACGACCUGACGGAGCUGCACCAGAACGAAAUCCUUAACUUGAAACAGGAACUGGCGAGCAUGGAGGAGAAGAUCGCGUACCAGUCUUAUGAGAGAGCCAGAGACAAUCAGGAGGCGCUAGAAGCAUGUCAGACUCGCAUUUCCAAGAUGGAGCUGCAGCAGCAGCAGCAGCAGGUGGUGCAGCUGGAGGGUUUGGAGAACGCCACGGCCCGGACUCUCCUGGGCAAACUCAUCAACGUACUGCUGGCUGUCAUGGCCGUGGUUUUGGUGUUUGUGUCCACCGUGGCCAACUGCGUGGUCCCCCUGAUGAAGACCCGCAGCCGCACGCUCUCCACGCUGCUGUACGUCGUCCUCCUCGCUUUCCUGUGGCGCCACUGGGAGGCCAUUUCCGAGUAUCUGCAUCGCUUCCUGCUGCACCCCAGAUGACCAGCUCAGAGGAUUUUUAGUUUGAUUUUUUUUUGCUGAAAGGUCCGUGGAUUUUAAACUGCUGUGGAGACAAUAGCCGGUACCAGAGGGGGGAUCUUCAACCGUCUUUUCUCACGUUUGAGAAGCUUCUCAAAAGCAUGUGAGCCGCGUCAUAUCUGAUGUGUGGUGAAUGAAAAGGAGGCGGCGGAGGGCUCGGCGCAGGAGAGAUGGAUGGUGACUCCUUUAGUCUGUUGCAAGUUUGGCACAUGCCGGGGCCGUAAGGGUGAAGGAACCGUGCACUUUAUUUCUCUCUCUCGCCAGUGACUUUGUUUACAUGCGUCAUGUGGAAGUGCUGAGUCGGGGGUUGAACCGCUGUGUAGCAAUAAUGGCAGAAUGCUUGGAGCGCGGGUGUGAGGUUCCCCCCAAACUCUUCGAACCAACCCUGACAAACCAAUCUACGUGUAAAUAUUAGUGUCAAUAAUGAGACGUGACUAACAACCAAUCAAGAUUUUAGUGAGCCAAAGUUAUUUCACCCCACGUGGAGCAGCGCUGAUUUAAAGGGGCCGUGUUGUUUACUCACUUUCAGAUCUGUAUUUGAAGUUGAUUUGAGUCCUCGUGCUGCUUAACAGAAGCCCCCGCUUGAUCCUCUUAGCUGGUGUUGGUCACCGUGGAGAAGAUAAACAAGACUUUAGAUGGUUUUAAUCUCAGCAGGCUCCUGCCACUCGGCGGAAGUGCCACUCUCCGCCUCCAAACUAGUUCACUAGUUCACUGGCUUGAAGUGGCAGCGGCGCAUCAUGUGUCCGCCGAACAUCAGUUCUCGACUUUACUGCAGUAGUGUGUGGUCCUUUGUUUACAUUCAACCCCCUGGUGUGUUCAGGUGCUUUGCAGUCAGCUGACCAAAUCAGUUUCCUGGACUUGAGGUUGCAAGGUGCGCAGAGAUCCGUUCGAUCCAGGGGCUUCCCCGUACAUUAGUUUACAGGUGACCCCAGAAAAUCACCGUCAUUGAACCGUCAACACACCAAAGAAUCAUCUGAGCUCGUGGUAAAGUUCUCAUCAUUAAAGGAUGUGACGAUAUUUAAGGUUUCAUUCCAAGAGUCCCAGUUAGAGGCAGAGAGGUCUGUGCAGUAUAUGUCUAUAAACCCUCUCUUAAUAAUGAAUUACUAGCAACGUCCAGUUCCUGUGUUUCCGCCCGUGUGACCUAUUCAAAGUGCAAAAACAAGUUUCCCACUUAGUUCGAGACUCAUAUUCUGGCGAGUCGGUUCAGGUACUUUUGUCAAUAUUUCUUGGGAGUAAUUUGUUAUAUUUUAAUAUUUUCAACCUUUUGUUUUUUGUCGCGACCUUACAAAGUUCCUCAUCGGAAAAAUCCAAAGUCUUACAAACUUAAAAAUGUGAACGAAGAAAUUCCCCGAGAUUUGAUUCCUCAUGAGCGCAGAGUUGUUGACAGCUUUACCCCCCCGUGGCCUGCAGCCCUGUAGUGCGACGGGUGAAGCGGAGGGUCCUGAAUUUUCAUGGCGCUGAGCUGCCUGCAUACACUCGUGACGUCGGUGCGUUUUUACCUUUGUCUGCGCAAGAGUCUGCUGGACCUUAAAUUGUCACGCGACUGUCGACCUCACUGCAGCUCCGUAUGAUUUGCACACAACGUUGUUUUUAGAAAGAAACCUGGAAUCACAUAACACUCAGACUCACCAAGUACUCAGUUUUUUAAAGAUAAAAGCACUUACGUUAAAUGCACUUUUGACUUCGAAGGACAAUUUUGUAUUUUAUCAGCCGCCAGUGAACGCGCCAUCCGUGCCGCGCUCUCUUGGGUUUCUAUCCGUUUGAUCCGCUGGUGAGAUGUGCUCGAUGCAGUUCUUCCUGGUUUUAUCGUGCGCACUGGCUCAUGCGGACUUUUAAGUGUCACUUUCAUCUGUUUCCUGUGGAACAAGCUCCACCCGCUGGUGAUGAUGAUGGGCUUCAAAUGGAGGAGCGGUGAAAUAUUGUCUGCUAAUUUUGAACUUCAGGCUCUUGAAGCUUGCAGUUCCUUUGCUGUUUUCCAAAUACUGUACAUCAAGCCGCUCACAUCUGGACCCGGUCCCGGGCACUGGAUCAGACAAGUUCUCUGCUGGACCUGUAAAGUCGCCGACACUGACUAUUUCAACCCCGGCUCCCCGGAGAAGUGGAGGCCUCCGAAGGGAAGCGCGGGACUCGACAUACUUGAAGAGCGACUGAAGUGCUCACAGACUCAGUGCUUCCGUACUGUUUCCAUAGGUCUCAGUGAAAUAGUCAAACGUUUUAGUUGUUUUUUUAUUUUUUGAAGACAAAUAAAUUGGUUGUUUUAAAGGUGAAAGCUUGAGUGUUUUGUGUGCAUCUUUAAAGGGAGUUCAUUCCUCCAACGUGGUAUCAGUUGUUUCCAGGAUGUGUUAUAUAGCAGUGAGAAGGGAAUCCAGUUUGGUUUCAGAGCGUCUUCACACUACACCAGUCGAGACAGAUGUCGACUCAAGGUGG